Molecule: messenger RNA, 2054 nt
Organism: Mobula hypostoma (lesser devil ray)
Lineage: Eukaryota; Metazoa; Chordata; Chondrichthyes; Myliobatiformes; Myliobatidae
Product: cyclin-dependent kinase-like 4
Exons: 10
Coding region: 461-1492 (343 amino acids)
Biological process (GO): protein phosphorylation
Cellular component (GO): nucleus
Molecular function (GO): ATP binding; cysteine-type endopeptidase inhibitor activity; protein serine/threonine kinase activity
Source: RefSeq, a predicted model, not a curated record
CACCCUCUCCCCUGCAUGCAUCCCCACACACCUCCCUCUCGCCGCCGCUCUCGAGCAUCCGCCGUCUCCCGGGAAACGCCUCACGGAGGGAUGGCCGCCGCUGGUCCUUUGGCGCUCACAGCCGCUCAGAAUGCAGUCGGCGCGGCUGAAGGCGCGAGUGACGCCCUGGCGGGCCGUUCCUUUCGGUACGCGUUACGCUCCCUCCCUCCACGGGGAAGAUGGCCGUUGGCGAUGGCGAUGGCGGCCGGCGGUGGUUACGGUGACUGCUGUUUCGGGCGGGCCUACGGAGGUAGCUGACUCAUCUUUGGAAACAAUCUGACAUGCUUCUGUAGAAAGUAUCAGAUUUGUUUUUGUGCUGUGCUUUGCUUUGCAAGAUGUGGGUCAAUUUAAUUUGAAUUGCAUGUAAAGUUACAGUAACAACAAUAAUCAAAUAACAUACCCGAAUAUUCAUUGGAAACAAAUGGAAAGGUAUGAGAAACUGGUAAAAAUCGGUGAAGGAUCUUAUGGUGCUAUAUUCAAAAGCAGAAACAAGGAUACAGGUCAGACUGUAGCCAUCAAGAUAAUUGUGGAAUCAGAAGAUGAUCCCUUCAUAAAGAAGAUAGCUGUGAGGGAAAUCCGCAUAUUAAAGCAAUUAAAACAUAAUAACUUAGUGAAUCUGCUUGAAGUAUUCAGAAAAAAACGUAAAUUGCAUCUCGUGCUAGAGUACUAUGAUCACACUGUAUUACAUGAGCUGGAGAGGUAUCCCAGAGGGUUACCAGAAGUCAUGGUUAAAAACGUUAUGUGGCAAAUCCUUCAAGCUGUUAGCUUUUGUCAUAAUCACAAUUAUGUUUGUCGAGAUGUCAAGCUGGAAAACAUUCUGAUUACUAAACAAGGGAUUAUCAAGCUAUGUGUCUUUGGAUUUGCCAGAAUGCUUACAACUCCAAGAGAUGCUCACACAGACAAUGUAGCGACCCGGUGGUAUCGAGCACCCGAGCUACUUGUGGGAGAAACACAAUAUGAGGCUGCAGUGGAUAUCUGGGCGCUAGGUACUAUCUUUGCAGAGCUCGUAUCUGGACAGGUAUUGUGGCCUGGGAAAUCAGACAUAGACCAAAUCUGCCUGAUAAUAAAGACUCUGGGUAAACUUAUCCCAAGACAUGAGCUUGUAUUCCAGAGUAACCAACUUUUCUUGGGAGUUUGUAUACCUGAGCCAGAUCCUGAAGAUAUGGAGCCCCUCGAAGAGAAGUUUCCAAACUUAAAUCCUCGUGCUCUGGCUUUCAUGAAGAGUUGUUUGAAAAUGGAUCCAGUGGACAGAUGUAACUGUGAAGAGUUGAUUGACAGCCCUUAUUUUGAUAAAUAUAGAGAUGGAAAUGAGAAAUCCAAGCAGUGGCUUGAUGGCCGGAAUCAAAAAAGACAGCAGCUUCUGCCUCAGCUCUCUGGUAAUAAUGGGUCCCCUGCAGCAGACCCCAGAAAGCAGGUUCGUCAGCAGCAAUACGAUCAUCUUCCAACCAUCUAAUAAUCCCAUCAAAUUUCAGUGUGAUUCUGAAAUGAAGGAAAUGCAUAAAUGAAAUGUUUUCAGGAAAGAUUUAUAUAUGACUGAAGUGCUUUUAUAGAUGCUCCUGUGUGUUAUGUUACAUUCUGUAAAUUUUAUUCUUAUUUUUAUUCUCAACAUCCUGAACAGAUCUCAUGUUUGUGUUUCUUAACUCAAAAUAUGGUUAUUUUAAAUAUGGAAUUAAAAGUUCGAUUUCAUUUCUUUGACAGAGGUGUGAUAUGCUUUUGUUUGUCUAUGGGUUUGCUACUUGAGAAUUGCCAGAAUUUUUCAAUGAUGCUGCCUGACACCUUUUGGCAGUACAGUGUCCCCCGCUUUUCGAACGUUCGCUUUACAAAAUCUCACUGUUACGAAAGAUCUACAUUAGUACCCUGUUUUCGCUUUCAGAAGGUGUUUUCACUGUUACGAAGAAAGGCAGCGCGCGAUAAAAAAUCAGUGCGCGAAAAAAUCAGCGCGCAGUAAAAGGCAGCGCGUGCCCCGAGCAGGCGCUCUGCCCCGGAUUCGGAACGGCAUUGUUGAAACACGUUGC